AUGGAGGUUGAGACUUGCAGUGGUGCGUGCGAGAUGCUGCGCGACCAUCUGCAGAACAGCCAGGAGAUAAACGCUGGAAUUGCUGAGCUUCGCAGCAAGUUGGACUUUGUGAUCAAGGCUUUGCAGUCGACGACAAGGAAGAGGUCCCAGGCCUUCUCCCUGAAGCACGCACGCAAGCUGAGCAGCGGCGCUCGCUGCAAACGUAGGAAGCAUGGAGGCAUUGGAGGCAUUGUGCUGGAAGAGUGCCCGUUGAAGACGGACAGCGAGCCGUCACAGAUCGAGCCUUGCACACCGCAGCGGCGCCAGGGGCGAGUUGAUGAUGAAAACGGGACUUGGCAUGAACUUCGGCAUGAGGAUGGCCCUUUUGAUUGCCAUAAUGUCGACAAGUCCCAGGGGCGCAUUCCAGCUGACAGCACGCCGGAGAAGGUGGCCAAACCUUUGCCCAGCUGGCCCCAGGACAGGUUCUCUGACGGAUGCUGUGCUGAGCACUACAAUUUGGAGGAGGACUCGCAGGCGGUGGGCACUCCGCAUCACGACAUCGAGGAGGAGUAUUCCAUGGCCUGGCAGGCUGAGAUGGCUAAUGGCGCCGCGGUGGAAGCCAGCGCCACGGAGGAGCUCACGAGCGACCCGUUCCCAGCUUUGUCUGAUUUUUCUGGAUGGAUUCUGGACUGGCUCUCGGUGGGAGACAUCAAAAACCUCCGCGAGACCUCCGGGAUUGUGGUGAGCAACCAGGUCUUGCUUCAGCACAUUCUGGACACCAGCAGCUGGCACAGGCCUUCUUUGGCCCUUUCCUUCGCAGAGAUCAAGGAGCAGCAGGAAUGCCAUCGCCGUCGUCCAGACCGCUACGACGAAGAGUUGCAUGACAACAAGAUCUUUUGCUGUCAAAUCUGGGUCCUGUUGCUGGCCGGCUACAGAACAGAGACACGCUUCCCGCAGUCUGAGGUUGUCACGAGGUUUCAUUCAUUGAUACCGGCAGUUGCCAUGCACUGUUAUGAUCUUGACCCCAAAUUGUGUCAAGCGGGCCACUCAAUUCUGGAGUCGCUCGCGCUGCAGAACACAUCUUAUAUCCACCGUUUGAUUUCAGAUUGCAUGAUAGAGCUUGUGGAGUCCAUGCCGGAGGCAGCCAGUGAUCUUCUUUCUAGCACGUGGAUCCGCAAAAAGCGAGCCUGUGAGCACUUGACACGGACAGCGGCUUCCUUGCGACCUCAGCAGCGACAGCGGUGGAUGUCACGGCUGCAGCAGAUUAUCACCACGGAGCAUGUGAUUGGGCACCAGGUAUCCAUGAUUGAGCUUCUACAUCACCUUUGGACGGUUGAUGCGGCGCCUUUUAUGACUUACAAGGACAAUGCUCGUGUCCUUGCCCGUUGGAGCACUACAGCGGCACCGCCAGCGUCAGCUGCUCUUCGCCAGGUGAACGUAGGCCUUUGCCCCAGGCCAUCACCUGUCCAGUCGGCGCCAAACGAGGCCGACUGA
Symbiodinium natans is the source of this 1473-nucleotide messenger RNA. Lineage: Eukaryota; Dinophyceae; Suessiales; Symbiodiniaceae. The record is from the annotation of a GenBank genome assembly.